Amphimedon queenslandica is the source of this 3717-nucleotide messenger RNA. RefSeq lists its product as uncharacterized. Bases 90 to 3641 code for a protein of 1183 amino acids. The record is from RefSeq and is a predicted model, not a curated record. NCBI's taxonomy places the organism in Eukaryota, Metazoa, Porifera, Demospongiae, Haplosclerida, Niphatidae. The transcript has 9 exons.
UUGCAUCAUUGUUACACUAGCCAAUAUUUAGUUUGUAUCGGCAAAAAGAACAAACCAAACCACAAUCCAGAAUAGGUUAUGACAAGAAUAUGGCAGAAAAAGAGGUUGAAGUUGCUUAUUCUAGAAUAAUGCUUCUUGGAUCAGCUGGAGUUGGGAAAACAUGUUUCACUCGAUCGCUCAUGGAAAAACCCUUUCUAAAAGAUACCGACAGUACUAUAGUGUCAAAAGUUCAUUCUGUAGCACCAGUUAGGCAAUCAAAUAAGUCAAAUACUCCACCAGAUCAUUAUAGGCCAGAUGAUUAUUCUUCACCAGAUUGUUAUAGGCCAGGCCCAGAUGAUUAUCCUUCACCAUAUAGACCAGACGAUUAUCAUUCACCAGAUCGUUAUAGGCCAGGCCCAGAUGAUUAUUCUUCACCAUAUAGACAAGAUGAUUAUCCUUCACCAGAUCGUUAUAGGCCAGGCCGAGAUGAUUAUCCUUCACCAUAUAGACGAGAUGAUUAUCCUUCACCAGAUCAUUAUAGGCCAGGCCAAGAUGUUUAUCCUUCACCAUAUAGACGAGAUGAUUAUCCUUCACCGGAUCAUUAUAGGCCAGGCCGAGAUGAUUAUCCUUCACGAUAUUAUUGUAAUUAUAGGCCAAAUGAUUAUAAUUCACAGGAUUGUUAUAGGUCAGAUGAUUAUCCUUCACAGGAUCGUUAUAGGCCAGAUGAUUAUGAUUCACAGGAUCGUUAUAGGUAUGGGAAGCAAAAUAAUUAUGGAAAUCCAAGUUAUAGACCAGAUAAUCCGGAUGAUCAUAAAGAAUUUUAUGGAGGGCAAGCAUAUGAAGAUUUUACUCCCAAGCAGUACAUGCAGAGUCAAUCAGAUUGUCAUCCGGAGAAAGACCGUAAGCAUCGUCCAGUUCAGUACAGUGCUCACAUGCUUAGUGAUAAAAGAUGGAAAGAAGUUGAUGAAAAUGACGAAAUUGAGGAAGUUGCCCGUUUAAUUGCUGCAGUUUAUGAAAAUGCCUCCGGUUCUGAAGAUCUUCGUACUGCAGUAGCUGCUUUGUCGUUGUAUAAAGUAGAUUCAUCACUGAGCCUUUCAGAAUUAUCAGUUCGAGAAAUUCAAAAAAAAGAAGUUGAUUCGUUUCUUGCAAAAGCAAUAAAACGUGCUCAAGAGAUUGAGCCAGUGCCAAUACAAGAUGUAAAGCCUCAGCCGUUCAUGCACAUCUGGGAUUGUGGAGGGCAGGCAGUGUUUUUGGAGAUUCUUCCAGCUUUUCUUACGCCACGCACAAUGUUUUUUCUUAUAUUUAAUGCAGCUAAGAGCCUAGAUGAGAAAUGGGAAAAUAUUCGUAAUGCAAAAGGAAUAAUGGUAUGUGAUGAAGUAGAAAAUGUUUCUACUAAAAAUUUGCUUUUUAAUUGGAUGACAAAUAUUCAUCAUCACUUGGCUCAACUGGAUGAAAGAGGAGCCUUUCUCAGUUAUCCUCGUAUUUAUUGUAUUGGUACACAUGGUGACCAAAUAAAUCAUGAUAAGCAGAUAGCCACUAUUGAAAAGAUGAAGAGCACUUACAAAGAUAAAGCUUUUUCUUACCUGAUAAAAAAGGUGCUUAUUGUUGAUAACACAACUGCCGGCAGCGAUCAAAAUUUUUCAACCAUUCGAGGUGAAGUUAUUGACUUCACCUCCAACAAGCUGAUUGUCAAGACACCAGUGAGCUGGGUGUUGUUUCGUAAAGUUUUUAAAAUGCUUGAUAAGAAGGUUAUUAGCUUAAAAGAGGCUCAUGAAAUUGGUUUAGCAUGUAAAAUUCCUCUCAAUGAUGUUCCUAAAGCUCUUCUUUUCUAUCAUGAUCUUGGAGUUCUCCUUUACUAUCCGUUUAUCCAAGGUCUUCAAAAUAAAGUUAUCAUAAAUCCUCAGUGGUUUGUUGAUACUCUUGGAAAAGUCUUUACACUUGAGGGCAGAGAAAACCAAAAUGCAACAGAAGCUAUGUGGAGCUUAUUACGUGAAAAAGGUAUUCUUGUCCAGCCUUUGUAUCAAGAGGUUUGGGGAGAUUGCAAAGAAAUUGAGGCUGAUGAUUUGAUGGAGCUUUUGGUUCAUUUUCGACUUGCUGCUGAAGUUGAAACAGAUCAAUUUUUCAUACGUAAUGCUAAGCAAUAUUUCCUACCUGCUGUGCUAAAGUCGUAUGAUAUUUCAUCUUCACAAUCAUCAUCUGAUGAUGAACCAGUUGCCCGAGCAACUAACCUUCACAUAACUUUUAGCACUGAUUUCGUUCCUCCUGGUUUUUUUACUCGUUUUAUCACGUCAUUUGCCAAGGCCUCACUGUGCAAAAUUUGUUUUGAAGCGAGUCCUGGUGUUUUUCGAAACCGUAUUAUGUUUAAAUAUGGCAACCCAGAUAUCAAUGAAGUUACUGUCACUGAUCUUUGUGGCACAAUUCAAGUUAGUGUUGAGCGUUACAUUGAUGCACAAAAUGUAACAGCUUUUAGUAAUACAUGCCAAGAGUUAAAAAAGUUACUGGAAAAAUGUUGCAAUGAAGUGGAUGAAGCUCUAGCCAGUCAAUGUAAUUCUUCAAAAAAAAUUGAACUAGAAAGGAGAUUUUGUUAUGAGUGCACUGCAUGUGAUAAAUACGAGCUUCAUUUUAUUUCUACUGCCUCAGGUCAAACAGCUGACCUACCUCUUCAUUGUAAAAAAAAGAAAAAACAACGGCGACCAACUCCUGAAGAAUCUUAUUGGUUUCCUGAAGGAGAGCAGACAGCUCAAAAUGUGCCGGUGUGUCUUGAUGAAAAAGAAAUGGUCAUGAUAUCGCAAAGAGUUAGUGAUAAAGCUGAUUCUCUUGCUGCAGGCAUGAAUAUGCUUCAGAGUUUUAAAGCUCAUCGAAGAAACCAUCCAGAAAAUCCAAUGCUUUAUUUGCUGGAUGAGUGGACUAUGGGAGGAGGACGUAGAGAAGAUUUAGUUAAAACUCUUAAGGAUGUUAACCUUCUUUCACUUGCUGAUCAAGUUCAAAACUCCAAUUACAGAUCUAGAAAUGAAAGUGCUAGUAGCACAGGUUCUCGCCAACAAACAUUUGACCCACCUUCAGGUGCUGAGUCUUCUCCUGGCAUUGAAGGCACUAAAGCAAUUGAGUUUCAAGUUACAGAAGCUAUAAAAGCUGAUCAAAGUAAAAAGUUUGCUAAAAUGGUCUUGGAAGUAAUAAAGGAGUAUGAAAAAAGUAAAGAACCUGAUGAUCAAGCUAUUGUUAAUCAAGAUAAACAUGAAACACAAUCAGGGGAUCACCAUCAAGAGCACAGACAACAGAGAGUUGAACCUCAGCAAAGGCAACAACAGCAAAUACAACAAGAAGUUCAAAUUCAACAAGAAAGUCAACCUCAAGAGCAUAUUACAAGUGGCAUAUCCUUGGACAUAUCAGAUGAUGACCUGUUGCGAUCAGCUAAAUAUCUCAAACCUCAACAUGUCAAAAAAUUUGCUGAAGUUUAUGAUGAUGAUUCAAGAUACCUUCAUUCAGAAUUAGAAAAAUACGAAAACAGUGAUGCACAAACAAAAGCUUAUCAAGUCCUACGUGCAAUGCUGAGAAGAAAUCCUAACAUUAACCGCAAAAGUCUUCAGAAGAAAUUAUCAUUAUUGGGAUUUGAUGUUGCUGCCAAAAAUUUAUCAGAGAGCGGUAAUUGCUUGUUAUUAUAAGGAAACAAUAAUGGUUUUCACUAAACUUUGCUUUUUUGAUAAAAAUUUAAUGCUGUUACUUAAUUUUUAUAAUACU